Cryptomeria japonica (Japanese cedar) is the source of this 858-nucleotide messenger RNA. Its product is annotated as cationic peroxidase SPC4-like. Gene Ontology annotation, molecular function: heme binding; peroxidase activity. The transcript has 3 exons. Gene Ontology annotation, biological process: response to oxidative stress. The record is from RefSeq and is a predicted model, not a curated record. Bases 129 to 623 code for a protein of 164 amino acids. Lineage: Eukaryota; Viridiplantae; Streptophyta; Pinopsida; Cupressales; Cupressaceae. Gene Ontology annotation, cellular component: plant-type cell wall; plasmodesma.
AAUGUUAAAGAAUGUGCUUCGCAGUUGCGGAACUGCGAAAAUAAAACAACUUGGGGUUGCAAAAAUAUUUCCGCCGAAUUGGGUGGGCCGGUUCUUCACUGGGAAACAGAAGCUCUGUAUUUUUUCCAAUGGAGAAAAUUCCUUUACUCUGUUUGUUUUUCGCUCUCUCCUUUUCGUUUGAUUGCGCUCAAGUAGAGAAUGAUAAUGCAGAUCCUCCUCUAGCGAAUGGAUUGCCAUGGAUAUUUUACAAGAGCACCUGCCCCAAAAUGGAAUCCAUUGUCAAGAAAUGGAUCAAGUUUUAUUUAAACAAGGAUAUUACUCAGGCCACCGGUUUGCUAUGUCUUCAUUUUCAUGACUGUUUUGUUCAGGGUUGUGACGCUUGGGUUCUGUUGAAUGGAUCCGCAAGCGAGCCGAGCGAACGAGAAGGUUUUGAAAUAAUAAACGAAAUUCAAGAGCGUGUGGACAAGGCCUGUCGUGUCGUGUCUUGCUCAGAUAUUGCUGAUAUGGAGAGAAGUGCAGCUGUGAUGGACAGAGUGUUUAAGGAGGGGCGUAAACUUCUCCAACCUCAUAAACCUAAGCUAAACCGAGGACGGGGUCCACAACAUGAUUGCAUAGAUUGUUAAAGCAUCUGUUCCGCAGACCCCCAUUUUAAUGAUUUUGACUUUUAAUACAGAGAAGUGUAGCUGUAAAUUGUAAUGGAGAGAGUGGUUAAGGUGUUGUACACUUCAUCAACCUCAUAUGUCUAAGCCUCAUCCAGGGACGAUCCACUAAGUAAUUCCUAUGUAUUUUUUUAUUUAAAUUAUUUAUAAAUAUUAUUGACGCAUAAUUUUUAAAAAAUUGGCAGUUGGGGUCUACCCA